Penicillium digitatum Pd1 is the source of this 207-nucleotide messenger RNA. NCBI's taxonomy places the organism in Eukaryota, Fungi, Ascomycota, Eurotiomycetes, Eurotiales, Aspergillaceae. The record is from RefSeq and is a predicted model, not a curated record.
AUGGAAACAGAUACUUCCGAAACCUCCACCUCACCCAACAAACCAGCCUUCCUUCAUUUCAAUACAUACAUCAUCCACAAACACCCCUUUCCAUCUCAAGUCUCCGACCCCCCUGCACACAGAACUCCGAACGCCCCAUCUCUCUCAGUGUCUCCCGCCCUCUUUCAUUCAUUCAUAGAGCAACAGCAGUCCUCGGACGGCGCGUAG